Molecule: messenger RNA, 2628 nt
Organism: Salpingoeca rosetta
Lineage: Eukaryota; Choanoflagellata; Craspedida; Salpingoecidae
Exons: 3
Coding region: 1-2628 (875 amino acids)
Source: RefSeq, a predicted model, not a curated record
AUGAAUGCGCAGAAUACGAUUGCGGCCUGGCUGCCGGUCAUCGAGUACGUGGUCCAGCCUCCGGCUGGUGGGCACUUCACCACAGACGCAGCUUGGACAGCCGUGUACGGCACGGUUCAAAUCCUCCACUUGAACCGCGCCAUGUUCAACGACCUGGCCUACAACAUGGCAAAGUGGUGUCUCUUGCCUGCCCUUCACUCUCUUGGAGAAGGCGUGCUUCUGAGCGUGCCCGACUUCUUUGACAUGCCACGUUCAGGGCCCAUGUGGCAGGGCGUGCCAGAGGAGACCAGGCAAGAGCUGGUGCGAGCCUUUGUGCAGGAGCGGGUUCUCACACUCUCAUGGCUGGGCAUCAGCUGGAGGAGCGACCACCCCGUGCUGCGGUUGCCCUUCUCCGAGGACUUCAGUCAGCGGUUUUCCCGCUUUGUCCGCGUCAGCUUUGACCUGCGCGGCAUCGUGGACUGGCACGAGCGACGGCAGCUGCAGCAGGCCCAAGCUCUGCCUUGGCCCGGCGUGGUGUACUUUCCUCCUGUGGUGGUGACGCACGCCACUGCUGCCGCCACCACUGCCAUCUCGCCGCAACUGCACAAUGUGCCACACUUGAGAGACGCUGUGGUGCACCUUCACGUCUCCAUUGAAGCCCAGGAGCUGUUGCCCCAAGUGCCUGCUCCACCGGACGACCUCCACGUCGUGCCUGAGUUUGUGCAGCCCCUGGCGUUGGCAGGCAUGGAUACCCUCCACCUUCACACCGCCGAGCCUGUUCGUCACAUACGUCUGUCGAACAUUCGACGCGUCGUGUGGCCCAUGCACUACCAGCAGCGCUUCGUAAGGCUUGAUUUGGAUCAGGUGCAACAGGUGCAGCAAAGGUAUCAGCAACACCACCAACAGCAGCAGCAACAACAGCAGCAGCAACAACAGCAACAGCAGCAGCAGCAGCAGCAGCAACAGCAACAGCAGCAACAGCAACCGCCGCCAAUGUACAUCACCGCGGAUCUGCAGCAAGAGGAUGCAUCGGUUGAACUUGAAGACGUGCAGCAUGUUGAGCUGCUUGUCAACAACCUCGUCCGCCGCCCCGAUCUGCGAGACACGCUUCUUCAGCCAUUCGCGGCUGUUCGUCGCAUUGAUGUCCUGGCAGCGGCCUCAGAAGCAGACAUGGAGGUGCCAGUCAGCCUCCAGCCACUGCGGUUCUCAAAUGUAAGCACCGUGCUGCUCAACAACGUCAGUUUUGUUGAGCUGUCAGCACUUCGUGAUGUUGACGACGUGCGGCUUAUCGGGCCUCAAUUUUAUCACAACGAGACAGAACCCGAUGAGCUUCGCCUGAAUUGCUCGCGCAUUGAAAUCAUGACCUGUGACGUUCCAGUCACUCUGAUUCUGCCGUACGCCACAACGGUGAAGAUUGACACGCAUCACUUUCUCGGCCUCAUACUGGACGGCAAUGAACGCGAUCGUGGCCGACGCGAGAGAGCUGCGCGCCCCAUCGAGUUCAUUCGGCUCGUCACGUGCACCCGCCUCGAGAAGUUCACAGCAAUCGGCCGGAUAUGGGCAGCAGGCGCGACAAUGCUCCUCAGCAACUGUCCAGACUUGGAAACGCUGGCGCUUGGGCAGCCACGUGUGGUGGACGUGGACGGUGAUGGUGACGAGCCGUCAGAGGAACUCCAGACAGCAGCGGUGAGCGACAGCAUGCGCCGUGAUGAGGCGGCACAGGCCCCUGCCCUUAGGCUGCACUGUUUGGAACUGUUUCGCUGCCGGAAAGUUCACUUUGGAUCCAUCUACGCAUGGCUACGCUCUGCACAUACCGUGCAGAUGGAAGCUUUGGCGGACGUGCGACGUUUGCGAGCUUUCAACGGGCCAGGUGCUCCCUCCCAUAUCGAGAUGUUGGUCAGCAGCAACAUCGUGCUGACCAGACAUCAGCGGCAGAUGCUGAACCAGUUUCACGAGGCACGGCACCAGCAACACGGCAGCCAGCAGCGCCGUCACCGCACCAGGCACAAGCACAGGUACAGCAGCAGGCUCAAGCACCAGCAGCACCAGCACCAGCAGCAGCAACACCAGCAGCAGCAACACCAGCAGGGGGACGAUCAACCUCAAAUCAUCUUGCCGCCUGUGCACUUGCCAGGACACAAUCUCAGCCUGCUGCCACCGCCACCGCCACCAGCACAGCAGCACCAGCAGCACCAGCAACACCAGCACCAGCAGGGGGACGAUCAACCUCAAGCCAUGUUGCCACCUGUGCACUUGCCGGGACACAAUCUCAGCCUGCUGCCACCGCCACCGCCACCAGCACAGCAGCACCAGCAACACCAGCUCCAGCACCAGCAGCACCAGCAGCACCAGCAGCACCAGCACCAGCAGAGGGACGAGCAACCUCAAGCCAUGUUGCCGCCUGUGCACUUGCCGGGACACAAUCUCAGCCUGCUGCCACCGCCACCGCCACCAGCACAGCAGCACCAGCAGCACCAGCAGCACCAGCACCAGCAGGGGGACGAUCAACCUCAAGCCAUGUUGCCGCCUGUGCACUUGCCGGGACACAAUCUCAGCCUGCUGCCACCGCCACCAGCACAGCAGCACCAGCACCACCAACACCAAUACUGGCUGCAAGAUAUGGACGAACAGCAGCCCCCUGGUUCAUAG